AUGCUUCCCGGUCACUUCUCUGCUAUAGUUUCUCAGUACGGCCUGGUAAUAUGUGCUAUAGCCUGGGUCGCAGGCGAAGACCUCUCCGUCGAAGACGUGCAAGUCUCUCCGCCUAGAGCCCACGAAGUGCGCAUCAAGAUCCUGCACACGGGGGUGUGCCACACAGAUGCAUACACCCUGUCCGGAAAAGACCCCGAAGGCGCCUUCCCUGUUAUUCUCGGCCACGAAGGCGCUGGCAUCGUCGAAUCUGUAGGCGAAGGCGUCACCAGCGUGAGCGUUGGUGAUACCGUCGUUGCACUAUACACCCCCGAAUGCCAAACCUGCAAAUUCUGCCUCUCAGGCAGAACCAACCUAUGCGGACGCAUCCGCGCCACCCAAGGCCAGGGCGUCAUGCCAGACGGGACAUCUCGGUUCCGGGCGCGCGGCCGCGACAUCCUACAUUUUAUGGGGACGUCCACCUUCGCGGAGUACACGGUUGUAGCGGACAUUUCGGUGGUUGCUGUUACGCCGAAGUGUCCGACGGACCGGGCGUGCUUGCUGGGGUGUGGAAUCACGACGGGGUACGGGGCUGCGACUGUCGUGGCUGAUAUCCGCGCGGGAUCCAACGUCGCUGUCUUCGGGGCGGGGUGUGUUGGGUUGUCGAUUGUGCAGGGGGCGGUGCGGAACAAGGCGGGGCGGAUUAUUGUCGUGGAUAUCAAUGCGGAUAAGGAGGAGUGGGCAAAGCGAUUUGGCGCGACGCAUUUUUUGGACCCUGUGCGGGUGGUUGCUGAGUCGAAGAUGAGUAUUCAGGAUAAAUUGGUGGAGAUGACGGAUGGGGGGUGCGAUUUCACGUUUGAUUGCACGGGGAAUGUGGGUGUCAUGAGAGCGGCGCUGGAGGCGUGUCAUAAGGGGUGGGGGGAGAGUAUUGUUAUUGGCGUUGCUGCUGCCGGGCAGGAGAUUUCUACUAGGCCGUUUCAACUGGUGACGGGCCGUGUGUGGAGGGGAUGCGCGUUCGGCGGUGUCAAAGGCCGUUCUCAGCUACCGGACUUGGUGGAGGAUUAUCUGAAGGGAGAUCUCAAGGUGGAUGAGUUCAUCACGCACCGAGAGAGGCUGGCGAACAUCAAUGCUGCGUUUGCGCAUAUGAAAAAGGGGGAUUGUAUUCGGUACAGUAUUCUGUAUUCUCGAGAAAGCUUAAGGAACAAAAAAGAAAAACGAAAGAACAUGCCAUCUCUCCACCCCCUCCUCGACAACGGCCUCACCAAAGGCCCCCCCUCUUUCCCAGGAGGCAACCUCUACUGCAAAUGUCCCAGCGAAAAAGUCCAAGUCACCCUCUCCAGCAACGUCGCGCACAACCACGCCUGCGGAUGCUCCAAAUGCUGGAAACCAGCGGGGGCGCUCUUCUCCGUCGUGGGCGUCGUUCCCCGUGAGAACCUACGCGUCGCAGCCAACGCGCACAAGCUGCACAUCGUCGACAAGGAGGCUGCCAUCCAGCGGUACGCUUGCAAGCAGUGUGGGGUGCAUAUGUUUGGGCGCAUCGAGAAGGAGCACCCUUUUAAGGGAUUAGACUUUGUGCAUGUUGAACUGUCGGAUGAGAAGGGAUGGCAGGAGGUUCAGUUUGCGGGGUUUGUCUCGUCCAUCAUUGAACAGGGGUUUAGGCCGGAGGGGAUGGAUGCCGUGAGGGGGCGGUUUGCGGCGCUGGGCUUGCAGAGUUUUGAUACGCUUUCGCCGCCGUUGAUGGAUUUGAUUGCUGCUUUUAUGGGGCAGAAGCUGGGAACGCUGCCUGCUAAGUUGUGA
Molecule: messenger RNA, 1773 nt
Organism: Aspergillus candidus
Lineage: Eukaryota; Fungi; Ascomycota; Eurotiomycetes; Eurotiales; Aspergillaceae
Product: alcohol dehydrogenase, class III
Exons: 7
Coding region: 1-1773 (590 amino acids)
Biological process (GO): formaldehyde catabolic process
Cellular component (GO): cytosol
Molecular function (GO): zinc ion binding; S-(hydroxymethyl)glutathione synthase activity; S-(hydroxymethyl)glutathione dehydrogenase [NAD(P)+] activity
Source: RefSeq, a predicted model, not a curated record